AUGCAGCCCUUUCCUGUGCCAUCACCCAAUUUACUGGCCGUGCUGCAGCAACGCCAGCGCCAGCGUGCAGAUGCCAGCGGUAAGAGUGCAAGUAAGCGUGGCUGUUGCAAAUGCUGGUGUGGACUCCCUGGUUGCAGUGGUUCGUCAACUCCAGAAAUGGUCACGUACAAGGCGGACUCUGCUGGCUGUGAUUGCCGCGGCUGGCUGCGCACAGUUCUUUCUUUGCAUGGACGCCCGGUUUUACAUUGUUUGCCUCCCAUGCUUGCAGUCUUUGCGAUGGCGAUGGCUGCGACCAUCGUGAAAGGAUCUCAUCUGAUCUUUGGCCAGCAGUGGGAGCUUCCAGAGUUAGAAGCAACUCUCAAAGAGGACUAUGCGCUGCUUCUGACUCCAUUGACUUUUUUGCUGGUGUACCGUUUGAACCGGUCGGCUGUUAGAUUCUAUGAUGCACGAGCUGCCGCAGGAAAACUCAUAGAAACGUGUCGGGUGCUUGCUGGCGAAACAGUCCGCUUUUGUGCCCAUGAUCCUUGGGCUUGUGACGAGAUUUGUCGAUGGGUUGUAGCAUUUCCAGCAGCGACAAGGAACUUUCUCCGAGGGCAUUCCCGCCUAGAUGAUGUCGAGGGCAUCCUAUCGAGCUCUCAGAUUCUUGCCUUAAGCAAGGCCCCAGUGCAGACACUCUUCUGCUGUGAUCGGAUGCGGCAUGCAGUGCUGAAAGCAACUCGGAGCAACUUGACAGAUCCUGCACCAGUGUCUGCUGUGAUGCUGCAGACACUGGAGGGCCAUAUAUCCACUCUUACUGGCGCCAUGGGUGCUAUGGAAAGGAUUAACAACACCCCACUUCCAUUUGCAUAUGUGGCACAUCUGCGCACUUGUUUAACGCUCUACUUGCUAGGGCUACCAUGGAUUCUGCAGAUGGAAUCCUGGUGGUCAGUACCGAUGGUACUUUUAAUCAGCUACGCGCUCCUGGGAGUGGAAGCAGCAGCCGUGGCCUGCGAGCGCCCGUUCCAUGACCAAUCGAACCACUUGCCUUUCAACGCCUUCGCCGCAGUCGUUGCAGAGAAUGUGCAGCAAGUCCUCCAAGAUGCAGCGGACUACCCCAGCGAUUUGCCGCCUCGCGAAGGGUUUGAGCCUGAAACUGACAGGUGCACGCUCUAA
Messenger RNA from Symbiodinium sp. CCMP2592, 1152 nucleotides. The record is from the annotation of a GenBank genome assembly. NCBI's taxonomy places the organism in Eukaryota, Dinophyceae, Suessiales, Symbiodiniaceae.